AUGUCUAGCGUAAUACCUUUCUGUUGGAGCCCAAUGGUGUUGGUGGCGCCGAGGUUGCUGGUUUCUGGGCAGGACUCAAUCUCGGAUUUGUCUGCGUCUACCGAAUUCGAUGAAGUCCAAGGGUUAUGCCCAGAGGAGAUGGGGUUCCCAUGCCAGAAGUUCUCUGAGUUCGUGACUGCAUACCUAUCUCCAUCCUUUGCGGCAGAAAUCGUAUCCACUAUGUUGCGAUACAAGAUCAAGUUGGGUGGAGGGGUAUGA
Messenger RNA from Marasmius oreades (fairy-ring Marasmius), 258 nucleotides. RefSeq lists its product as uncharacterized. The transcript has 2 exons. The record is from RefSeq and is a predicted model, not a curated record. The coding region runs from base 1 to 258 and encodes 85 amino acids. NCBI's taxonomy places the organism in Eukaryota, Fungi, Basidiomycota, Agaricomycetes, Agaricales, Marasmiaceae.